UUUGGUUCAAGGCUUUAAAGUAACCUUGUCGAUUCGAGAUGUUUUCGAGAUACGCGUUCUAUAUAUUAGUGAUCACAAUACCAGUAUGGGGUGACGGUCCAAAAGGAUCUUCCAGGUUGAACAUGCCACUCUGGGAUGUAAGUGAUCUUUACUCACGGUUAUUUGGCGCAGCAAGCACCACCCAACCUCCACAGGCGUCCCAAGAAAAUCCAUCCGCAGCUGCUCCUUGGGACGCUUAUUACAACGCGCUAAUUCAGGAAGCUUACCACAAAAAGAAAGGGUUAUACUCCACAAGCAAUCUGCAGCCUGUUGAUCCUUUGCCUCUGCCUGUACCUGUCCCAAUGCCCCUCCCUCGUCCCCCUCGGCCUCUAAGGCCUCUGAGGCCUCAACUUCCGAAUCGUCCAAGACCAAGGCCAACUAGAAAUCCCACUAGAAGAAGCACGACAACCAGGCGGCCAACUACAACUACUAUAAAAACAACAACCACAUCAACGGCAUCUUCAGUUUCUGUAUCGAGUUCUUCAUCCACUAGUGUUCCUACAACAACUGAGACGGUAAACAGCACAACAAUCGCACCCACAUCCAAUUCAACGACAGAACAAUCAUCGACAACGGGAGGAUCCUCUACAACGGGUGGUACUUUCACAUCAUCUUCAACUACAGAAACGGCCAUUUUAUCUUACCGAAUCAGAGGAAAUAAACUAAAACAAGCUACUACAGCCAAUCCGUUAUAUUCGUAUCAAAGUCAACUGCAGAGUAGUCCCCUUUUAACACCGACGGUUCUUAGUUUAGAGGGACAACCAACCUCCUCUGGCGCCCUCCGUCCUGAGUUGCAGUUAACAGUGCAAUCGGAGCCUCAGUCCAUGACGACGCUGUGCCACAAUUAUCCGCGACUGUGUUCGCAGCCCGAGGAAGCGCAAUAUGUAAGGCUAACUGACGGAUUUGGCAAGCCUCUGCUUCUUAUAUCGCCUGGAGGCUUAGCUAAACCUCCACUUUUAACGACAACCAUUGCUCGUCCCCUUUAUUCAGAACCAAGGCCCUUGGGUUUGCGGCCACCCCGAAGAAAGAAUCCCUCCAGGAGUAAAUAUAUUUACCGUUUAAUCAAAACAAAAAAUAACCAACGACUCUAACUUAUUUCUGUUUAAA
Molecule: messenger RNA, 1146 nt
Organism: Drosophila gunungcola (fruit fly)
Lineage: Eukaryota; Metazoa; Arthropoda; Insecta; Diptera; Drosophilidae
Exons: 1
Coding region: 39-1130 (363 amino acids)
Source: RefSeq, a predicted model, not a curated record